UAGUCUACGCUGCCAAUAAAAAGUCUAAAUUUUUUUCACCGUAUAAUUUCAAAAUUGUUUUGUUCAAGAAAAUCGACACAAACUGUUUUUUUUACGCUCAGUAACGAAGGUUUUAUGUCACACAUUGAAGAUGAAAUAACAUUCACGCCCUUUACGGAAUUUGAAGAACAGUAUACAUCAUAUAAGAAAAUUAAAAAUCUGAAACUGUUUAGAAAAUAUCAACAAUGGAAAUGUCUGCACUUCUGGUAUAAAUUUAUUUCAUGGAAAAAGUAUAAUCACACGCGUCAAGAAUUACAAAUUCCCCUGACAGUAUUUCUUCUGAGUACUCCACUACGAGACACGUCGUUACAAAUAUCCGAAGUUAUUAACGAGAUUAUGGAAAUAUUUUUGUAUGAUGGUUCUGUGUCCGAAGACAAUACUCUCCAACAAUUUAAAGAACAGCAGAUGGAGAGUAUUACCACAGCUAUUAAGACAUUGAAAGACUUUCGGUUGACAAUCAAAAAAUUGAUGUUAGUUGCAUGUGAAAACGUACUGAAAGAAUCUGGGUUCACUAUUGAUGAUUCGGAAUUUAAUAAGAACUAUAAGGAAACUUUUGACUUGGACGUUAUACUAUAUAACAUGCCGUUCGAACAGAAGCGGUCCAAGCUGAAAGUUUGCAAGAGAAUAUGUCGUUUUAUCACGUGCAUUGAUUUCUUUUUACAAUCGAAUUUUCACAAGUUCGUCCAAAAACAAAUCAUACGGUUUGAGGCAGACGUGUACAAGCACUAUAAGUACAUUCCUAGUGAAGAUUUACUAACCGGAACUGACGUUGAAACCGUACUGGAAGGUGAUAGGUCUUUAGAUGACCCCAAGUCUCCAUUGUUCAUAGUCGAGGUUUACUUAACAAAAACAGGUAUCAAGUUCAAUUACUCCCUAAACGAUUACACCACAUACGUAUCAUUUUUAAUGGAAGACUGGAAAACUAUAAUGAUUACUCACUUCACUCCACUCCUGGAUGACGUCGAUUUCAACAGUUUUAUACGUCCCUCGAUCUGUGGUAAAAUGGCCGAUCGAUUGUGCGGCGAUGGACCACCAUUACAAUUUUUAUUUGAUAUCGACGAAGUAUAUAAGUUUACUAUGGAAAAAAUAUUGAAUUAUAUCAGUAUAAACUUUGAAGCAGUUUGUAAGUACUUAGAACGGGUGGAAUACGUUUACAAUAUCUAUAAAGAAAAUGAAGACUUGGAUCGAGGGAUUAUUCGAAACGAAACCAGCUUAACGAAUUUUCGAAAAAUGUUAGAGAAAUAUAAACAGCAACUAUACGAUGUGAAUAAAAUAAAUUCCAAUCAAAUGAUAGGCAUGUUUAAUAUAAAAUUCCAUUUAUUGAAAAAUAUUGCUAGACCUACCUGUAAUUUAUUAUUAGAACUAGUAGAGGAGACACUGGCCAAAGUGGGAAAACAGUUGGUAAAAGAACUAUUAACUGAAAUAAAUGAAUCCCUCAAAUAUCUCUACACCACUCCAUCUAACGCCACACAAUUUGUAGAUUAUAAAAAGUUUUUACAAACAUAUACUAAAAGGUUAGAAGAAUUAGAUGUCGAACUAAAUUAUAUUAAGGAACUUUAUGAAUUAGCUGAAGAAUUUGAAAUACCUAUUGCUGAUGAAGAUACUGAUAAUUACGAUAGAUUCUCGGAAGAAUUAACUACUUUACAGAUAGAAUUUGAGGAUAUUUCUAAUGAUCAAGAUAAUCUCGUUGAUGAUUUCAUCAAAACAAUCGAUUCUCAAAUAGUAGACAUGCUUCGAGAAAUGUGGAACAUGUAUUAA
Metopolophium dirhodum (rose-grain aphid) is the source of this 1797-nucleotide messenger RNA. RefSeq lists its product as uncharacterized. The transcript is spliced from 10 exons. Gene Ontology annotation, cellular component: dynein complex. Gene Ontology annotation, molecular function: dynein light intermediate chain binding; dynein intermediate chain binding; minus-end-directed microtubule motor activity. The record is from RefSeq and is a predicted model, not a curated record. The coding region runs from base 115 to 1797 and encodes 560 amino acids. Lineage: Eukaryota; Metazoa; Arthropoda; Insecta; Hemiptera; Aphididae. Gene Ontology annotation, biological process: microtubule-based movement.